UCCCAUGCACAUUUAUCGGGCAAUACUCGAUUGUAGUUGCGUUCAGUGCAGACUUCUUCGUUGCAAAGUGAAGAAGUGUGUUUUGUGUAUUUCUUUUUUUCUUUCAUUCCAGUUUCACGUUACUCUCUGUGUGUACUUUUCUAUCCACAUACGAAAGAGAAAAAAAUUAUGUGUUCGUUCGGUUUCGUAUAGAAAGGAUUAAUCGCGCGUCGUUUACGGAAACACAUGCCAAACAUUCAAUCUGAAGAGAGUUGCAUUGUGCAAGAUACAAGUUUAUACAGUAUACACACAUACAAGUGGUCCGAGCUCAAAUGGUUUUAUCGUUGUUCAACGCGUACUGUUUUUAAUUAGAAUCCUCGAAUUCCAAGAUCAGUACGAGAUAUACAGAAAAACGAAACAAAAAAUAACGUUGUUCAAUGUGCAUAUUCAUGACGUGAGCAUUUAAAGUGAAUCAAUUGUUUGUGUUCGAGGAGCAAUUUAAGUGUAGAACAAAAAACCAGAACAGCGAAUUAAAACGAAACAAGCGCUGAGAAAUAGAACAGAAAAAUCGAGUCGAAUCCGAUAGAAGCGGAAACGUUUGAAGAACAUUAAAAACUGAACGAAAAAAGCUGCGAAAUUUGUUUUUAAAUGGUAUAAUCUAAAUAAUGAGUGCUCCAGUGCAAACUCAAUCACAGCAACAACAGCAAGCAUCGACACCGACCGGCCAACCAGGAGCACCCGUUACGGGGCCACCACCACCUGUUCCACCCACAAAACCCAUUCUAUCAUCUCCCGGCGCCUACAUGGCCAAUUUCAGCAGCACCACAACCACGCCAACCGCUGGCAUUCACAGUGUCAACAAAUCACAUGAAAAGCCAGCGAUCGCAGCCCGACCAAUUCCACCACCGACUUUGCCCAAAUACUCAUCGUCAUUCAGCAAAGUGGAUCGCGAUCGUGAUCGCAAUGAAUUCAGCACUGGACCCAAAAUUGAUCGGGCCGAACGUGAAAAGACAAAUGGAAGUGGAACACCGACAUCGGAAAAGAAUACAACAGUAAAUAAUCAUUCGAAUGCCAGUACACCGACUACGGCAAUGAACAAUGUCAUAAACAGCUUGAACAGCAUCAGUCUAAAAGAGGCAAACAAUCACAAGAACAUCGAAAACAAUCAUCAGGAUUCGAAUAAGAUUGUAAGUGAACGUCUAGACAAAGAGAAGCAAUUGCAGCAACAACAACAAUUGAUACAACAGCAACAGACUAUAAUUCGGCCAAAGCCAAAGGAGCUAGAUGGCUAUGUUGGCUUUGCAAAUCUACCGAAUCAAGUGUAUCGAAAGGCGGUAAAACGAGGUUUUGAAUUCACACUGAUGGUUGUUGGCGAAAGUGGUCUUGGCAAAUCCACAUUGAUCAAUUCAAUGUUUUUGGCUGAUAUCUAUAAUCAAGAUCAACAUCCGGGACCGUCGCAUCGCAUUAAAAAGACCGUAGCUGUUGAAACCACCAAAGUUUUGUUAAAAGAGAAUGGCGUCAAUCUAACAUUGACCGUUGUCGAUACGCCCGGAUUUGGCGAUGCCGUCGAUAACAGCAACUGCUGGGUACCGAUUAUUGAUUUUGUCGAAGCAAAAUACGAGGAGUAUCUAACGGCCGAAUCGCGUGUUCACCGCAAGGCAUUAACCGAUAAUCGUGUUCAUUCUUGUCUCUACUUCAUUGCACCGUCGGGUCACGGUUUGAAACCGCUUGAUGUGGAGUUUAUGCAACGACUCUGCGAUAAAGUUAACAUCAUACCGGUCAUCGCAAAGGCUGACACUAUGACACCCGAAGAGGUUCAGUUGUUCAAAAAACAGAUUUUGAACGAAAUUGCGCAACACAAAAUCAAAAUCUAUGAUUUCCCGGAGCCACUUGAAGAUGAAGAGGAGGCUAAAGUGUUAAGACAACUCCGAAGCCGAGUUCCAUUCGCAAUUGUAGGAGCUAAUUCCGUGGUUGAAAUUGACGGUCGCAAGGUUCGUGGACGCAGAUAUCCAUGGGGUACAGCCGAAGUGGAAAAUUUGGAUCAUUGUGACUUUAUCGCUCUGCGCAACAUGAUCAUUCGAACACAUUUGCAAGAUUUGAAGGAUGUCACAAAUAAUGUUCACUACGAAAACUACCGUUGUCGAAAAUUGGCCGGCCUUGGCACAGAUGGCAAGCAAUCACGCUUAAGUAACAAGAAUCCAUUGGCCCAAAUGGAAGAAGAAAAGCGCGAACACGACAUGAAAAUGAAGAAAAUGGAGGCUGAAAUGGAACAAGUGUUCGAAAUGAAAGUCAAAGAGAAGAAGCAAAAACUCAAAGACUCCGAGGCUGAACUGACUCGACGACACGAAGAACGCAAGAAGGCGUUGGAAAUGCAAAUUCGCGAGUUGGAGGAGCGCAAACGUGCAUUCGAACAAGAGAAACACGAAUGGGAGAGCACAAAUGGCAUCACUGUGGAUGAAUUAAAACGACGCAGCCUUGAAGCAAAUAGCAAAGAGACUGGUUCAUUGACGUCGCGCGGCUCGGACGAAUCGAAAAGUCGUCGAGUGUUUGGAUCACUGUUACGCCGACAUACAAGCUUCGGUGCUCCAGAUAAUAAUGCCAGGGUGUACACAACCACGCAUAGCUCUGUCUCGACGCUGUCUCAAGAAAAUCACGAAAUGAAAUAGAGAUUGAGCGCGGAAUACCCCCAUCCGCACACAUAAAUACUUCUUUUUUUAAAAAUACAAAAUGCAUAUCGACACAUACAUAACAUACACACAGAUACAUUAAUACUUACUGGUAACACAGCUCUCUCUCUACUCCAACAACAACAACAACACCACCAUCAACACGAAACACGAAACUCAAUUUGAUUUUUACAUAGGGACGAAACAAGAUAGAUCGGUGUUCCUCUGAACUCCCUAUUCUAUUUAUUCAAACCUUAGUGAGUGAGAGAGAAAAAGAGAGAGAUAAAAAUUACAGAAAAUUUUCAUACUGCAGCCGCUGACAAAACUUUAAUCGCUUUAAAUUGCUUUUUUUUAGCAUUAAGUUGAUAGAAAAUAAUAUAUUUAUAUUUAGAAAUGCAAAAAAGACAAGUCCAAUCUACAAGUAGUCUGUAUUCGUACGAAAUCAAAAACAAAAGGAUAACAUUUGUUAAAAAUGAUGCUUUAGAAGAAAAUUAAUUCGAGUCUUAAGUCACCGUAUUCCACAAAUUGUUUUUCUCCCGCGAUUCAUGUACAUUGUUAAGAAACCGAUCACCAUUCUCUUUGUGUGCACCAGUAUUGUAGUUUGAGUCCAUGAAAAAAAAUAAUACAACAAGUCCAUGAUUCGUUGACAUUCGGAUGACUUAAAGUGUAUUUACUUGGCUUCUUCCCGCCCCAUCGUACCGCGUCAUUGCCGAUUUUUUUUGUGUGUUGAGAAUCACCCUAGUUACCUAAUAUUCAAUCAGUUUUCUUCCUUCCGAAUCGAUUUCUAUUGAUUUGUCUCGGCUCCAUUUGAACACGAAUGAGACAAAACAUUUCAGAAAUAAUGUCCCCAACUCAAAAAUAUGGCAACUAAAUAUUGCCAAUUUUAUUGGAUUUUUUAUGUAUCGUAAAAAAUUUUAAUAAAAAAAACCGACACAAUUUUCAAAGGAACAAAAAAAAACGAACCUCAAAGUCAUUUUAAAAAGAAGUCACAGUUACGCCAAUUGGCGAACAUUUCAAUGUCAAUUGAAAGCAAUUGAUAGAAUCUUAGCAAUUAGUCCUAUCCUAUAUAGUGCAUUUAAUUAUCAUUAUUUGCAUCUUUAAAUUUAGACACUCAUUUUGUUUAGAACUCUUUUUUUUAUAUAAAUUUCCUAUUGAACAUAUUAUAUCCCCGUUUGUUUUUUCUCUGUCUGUCACUUUUUCUGUAUUUUUUUUUUUAAUUAAUUUUUCAUUGAAGACAUUUUUUGUAAAAUUGUAAUCAAAGAAAAUAAUGUUUUUGUACUGCAUAAAUAAAACUGUCGAAAUUGAUUCGAAAAAAUGGUGAAUAAUUUUAAUUUUUCAUAUUUUAAUGGGUACAUAUCAUUUGUUUUGUUCUUGUUUUCUAAUUUCGUUGCUGUUAUUAUUCGUUGCACUGUGUAGCUUUGUAUUUGUUGAAUGGUCGUCUGAUGGUCGUGUCGCUUUAUUUAUUUAUUCUUUUGGCUUUUUUGUCUCUCCUUAUUCUGUGGGUGUAUGUAUAUGACAUUCAUUUUGCAUCCCAACAAUAAUUAGUGGCAUUCGUAGUUUGUAAGGGAUUCAAAUUCAUAUCACCAUAUUAAAACUAAUUAUUAUCAUUGCUGCUAAGCAGACAAAUUGCUGGGAUACAAGCAAUAAAUAAUCGUCCGUUUUUUUGAUUUAUAUUGAUUUUCAGCACUGAAAACAAAAAUCAAAUCACUUUUUAUUUUUGUUUUGAGAAAAAAACACUAACUGAUUUAAAAAAAAAAAUCCAAGCAUAGAAAAGAGAAGAAAAAACGAGAAAUCUGUUGUAAUUUUAACAAUUAUUUUUAUUGUUAUUUUCCCAAUGAUUUGUUUAGGCUAAAGGUCUCUAAUCUCUUGUACAUAACUUGCAUCUUUUUUUAACACACACACACACAUACAUACAUAUUCAAAAAGGAAAAAAACGCAUAUAUUUUUGAAGCGAAAGAAGAAAAUUGGUUGAAACGAAACAAUUUGAUUUUUCUUUGGUUAUUUGACGAUAUUUCAUUCAUAUUCACUACUAAAACAAACGAGUAAAUAAAACAAAAUAUCAUAUCAUGGCUAUUGACAUGUGUAUAGCAAAUAAGUGCGAAUAUUCAAUCAAAUGAAUGAUUUAUUAAAUUCUACACACUUUUUGCAGGACCGUCGACGGAAAAGAUAAGAAAGAGAAGAAGAAGAAAGGUUUGUUUUAGCUGUAGGCAUUUUAACUUUGAACACCAUACACACACACACACAAACACACAGUGUUCCCACUGCACAAACAAGAACAUGCACAGAAUAGUCCCCGAUGCGCUCCUCCUCGAAUUACAAACAAGAAGCAAACUAAACAUGAAUAUUUGGUGAGAGAGUGUACGUAGGUGUGUGUGUGUGUAUGUAUGCUUUGUGGAAGAUCCAGACGAAACGUGUUCGACAAACGAAAUAAUCCAUUAGAACUCCCCCUUCCCCCCGUGCAGAGAGAACAAACGGAAGUAAUUUACACAAGAAAUUACUAUUUAAGUGUUAAGUAAAUGAAAAAACGAUCGAAUCAAACUACAUGAUACGUUUGCCAUAUGCAGGCAAAUCGACAGAAAAUUUUAUCCUUGUUUCUAAAGAAGAACAACAACAGUAAAAACGUAUUUAUGAUGAUAAUAUAGCUGCAUUAGUUUAACUCUAACGCACUCAGUUUAUGGGCAUGUAAAAUCCAAGAAAUAGAAACAAAAUAACUAACAUUUCGAUAGGAUAAUGUUCGUCACAUAAUGUGCAGCAUUUGAAUUUUCACGUCUUUUUCUGUCUCUUUUUUUUUUAAAAACGAAUUGUAAUUUGUAAAUCAACGAUUUUAUUAAAUCAUCAUACGAAACAGUGGUUGAUCAAAGAUAUAUUAUAUUUAAUUGAACAUUUCAUUGUGAAUCUUUUUUUCGAUUAUUAUAAAAAUUCAAUCAUUUUAUUCGGUUUCAACCUUUUUUUUCGUACAAUUAAGCUCAAUCCGUACAUAUAUUUCCAUGAUUUUUUUUUCUAUUAAAUUAUAACGAAAAAGUAUUAUGUUAAUUUAUGCAUUUACAAUGAAUGAAAAAAAAAACAAUCGAUGAAUGACGAUAUCACAAAAUUCGUUUUGAUUUUUAUUUAGUAAUAUUUACGAGAGAAAAAAAAAAAUUAGGCUAAACAAAUAUACAGACAAUUUAAUCACCGACUAAAUAAUAGAGUUUUUGAGUAGCCAAUAUUUUGACAACUUCGACAGAAGAAAAACGAGAUAAAUAACUUUUUUUAUGUUUGGAGCAACUUUUUUUCUGUCUCUUGCUCUCUUUCCGUUGAAACAUAAUUUGAAGAAAAAAACAGAAACAAAAUAAAUUGAUUAAAUGGAAGCUAUGCAUUGAAAAAAAAAACACACAUUUUUAAGCUUUCUUCUUCCAUAAUGACAGAGAGUAUUACUACAAACGAUUUUAUGUUUCCUUUUUCUUAUUGACAAAACGGAUCAAAUGAAACAUUUUCACAUAAAUACAAAGAACAACAAAAAUGAAUACUAAACACUAUUUUAUGUAUAAAAUGAAAUAUAGCGUUUAAGACAUUUAGAGUAUUUCGCAGUAGCCGAAGAAUGGAUGGAACAAAUAAAACAGCAAAGUAAAAACAAAAAA
Sitodiplosis mosellana (orange wheat blossom midge) is the source of this 6262-nucleotide messenger RNA. RefSeq names its product septin-7 (gene pnut). The record is from RefSeq and is a predicted model, not a curated record. Lineage: Eukaryota; Metazoa; Arthropoda; Insecta; Diptera; Cecidomyiidae. Gene Ontology annotation, biological process: cilium assembly; cytoskeleton-dependent cytokinesis. Bases 645 to 2645 code for a protein of 666 amino acids. The transcript has 8 exons. Gene Ontology annotation, cellular component: septin complex; microtubule cytoskeleton; cell division site. Gene Ontology annotation, molecular function: GTPase activity; molecular adaptor activity; GTP binding.